Molecule: messenger RNA, 3195 nt
Organism: Lampris incognitus (smalleye Pacific opah)
Lineage: Eukaryota; Metazoa; Chordata; Actinopteri; Lampriformes; Lampridae
Gene: nup42
Product: nucleoporin 42
Exons: 7
Coding region: 94-1419 (441 amino acids)
Cellular component (GO): nuclear envelope
Molecular function (GO): metal ion binding; nuclear export signal receptor activity
Source: RefSeq, a predicted model, not a curated record
GAUUGUCAACAUGGCGUCGAAGCGAAAACUACGCUGACUCGCUGGCGAUCGGAACAAGAGCACACAUGGUACAUUUAAACAACUAACCAAACGAUGGUAGUGUGCAACUAUUUUCUUCAAGGCCGUUGUCGUUAUGGCGAGAAAUGCAGGAAUGAACAUCCCAGAGGAGGAGGCGGAUAUAAUAGUUACAGUCGUUCACCUCCUCAGCAGGCGUCCAGAGGAGGUGGUGGAUUUGGAAACAGAGUUUGGGUGAACCCGUCACAAAAAUCCGGAGGAAACUUCAUCAAACCUUCAUCCUUCUCUUCUGGUGACGAUGACUGGGGUCGUGGAGGUGGGACAGCUGACUGGGGUCGUGGAGGCGGAGGUGGGACAGCUGACUGGGGUAGAGGAGGAGGAGGGAGAAGAGAAAAUACCAGGAGCUCCGAUUUUAGUUUCUCCUCCCAGAACAGGUUUUCAUCACUGAGCAACGCCGGCACAUUUGAUAAAGGAGGACGAGGAGGACAUGAAGUGGACGAAAAUGAAAAACACCUCGAGACCAUUCAGAUGGACAUGGAGAUUUGGGAGAGUUCAGGACUUUGGUGCUUCUCAUGCUAUUCUGUCCACAAAUCAGUUCUAUCUGGUUUCAUAGAGCUCUCUCCAGAGGAGCUUAGAUUGGAGUAUUGCAAUGCCAGAGCAUCCGGAGACCUGCAGAACUAUGCUAAUGGUAUAAAUCAACUACUAAACCAGUGGAGAAGCAGGGUCCAGGAACUGAAGGCUAUGAAUGCUACCACCCGUGUUGCUUUGCUUGCAGAGUUAAACAAUCCAGCCCCUCAGGCUUCUUUCAGCAGCUUUGGGUCAUCCACUGUGACUGGAUUUGGGUCCUCUACAUCCAGCUUUGGGUUUGCAGGGUUGGGGACCUCUGCUCCAGCCCAGGCCAGCAGUUUCAGUUUUACCACUCCAAGCAGUGGGUUUGGCUCCACAGCUACACCAGCAGCCUCCACGGGAUUUGGUGGUGCUUUGGCAGCACCCACACAGCCUCCUUCCGGGUUUGGCUCCUCUUCCUCCUCUGUUCCCUCUACUUCCCAAUUUUCCUUUGCACCACCAGCUGACAGCAAGACCCCAGCUUUUGGCUCUGCUUCUGGGUUCACUUUCUCCUCAACAGCUAAUGCGGGCUUUGCGUUUGGGAACAGCCAAGGGUCUGGAGCAGCCAUAACAGGAGGAAGUGGGAGCGCAGUUGGACAGACGGGUGGAGGGUUUGAGGUGACGGGGGCUGGAACUGGGAUUGCUGUGGAGGCAGGCUCUGCUGGGGGAGCAAAGGACAGUCUUUUCACCCCCAAGAGCAAUUUGACUCCAGAGGAAUUGAAUCAGUUUGCAAGUAAAAGGUUCACGUUGGGACAGAUUCCCCUUAAACCGCCCCCUGCUGAUAUGCUGGUGGUCUAACAUCAGACUCAAAUGAUAUGUCUAAGGGAAAAAAAAUCACAGGAUUAUUAAGAUAAAUGGAUAAUUCUUCUAGAAUGUGGAUUUUGUCUGCAUUCUUUAUAUGCCAAGACUAAAAAUGAAUUUUUCAUAUUUUUCAAUGAUCAGUGUUGAAAUAUUGUGAGGAUACCCAGAUGAAUUGGGUCAAAGGAUCCUGCUUGACCAAUUAUUUCUGCAGAUUCCUUUCAAAAUGUAUAUAUUGAUGCAAGUUGGACAUUACAAAUUAUACAGCUAUAAUUAUUCUUUUUUAACAUCUUCAUUUUAUAAAGGUGACUUUUAUUUGGUGUAUUCACAUGCCUCUUACAAAAACUCUUCGAUCAAUUCACAGCUACCCAAACAGAGGAUGUAGAGUUUGAAAAUGGAAUAAAUUAAAAUGGCUUUAUUUUGCACUGCUGCAAAUGCUUUUUUUCUUGUUAGAUUCAUCAUUCCUUGAUUUUUUUUUUCUUCCCUACAUCACUGCUGGAUGACAAGACUUUCUGCUUUUACAAGUGUGUAGGUUUACAGAUAGUUGGAAUGUACUGCGUCAACUGCAAAAAGUAGUUCCAAAUCAAAUUGGAUUUCGCUCCUGAUGGAAACCUUUUCAGAGCAAACAUAUGAUAAAGAUGGUGUGACUGUACUGUGAGCAUCCUGUUUUCGAAAAGGCAAUCCCCCCCCCCCCUUUAGGCUUGAACAUUUGCCCCAUUAGACCAUGUUGAAACCCAGUGGGAAGGUUCACCAAAGUGGCAAGUUUCUCAGAACUGGAGUUUUUAUCUGUCUGAUUGUAAAUUAUGCCUGAUGACAUUUUUAGGAUGUCUAGGUCCAAAAAUGCAAACCAGUCCUUUUAUGUUUUCUGAUCAGAUGGUGGCAGCUCAACAUUGGAGCCUCAAAUACAAUAAAUAAAUAGUUGAUUUCAAAUACUGACUGGCAAAUGAGUGGAUAUCAUUCAGACAUUUUCUAUUAGAGAACAGGCAUGAGAUACUUUGGCUGUCCAACUUAUUUGUCUUAUGUCUAUAUGUCACCAGAAAUUGUAGAUUGACACAAUAUUAGAAUUGACCUUUCGCAAAGUACCGCCCCAGAACGGUGCUUGUCCAAUCCUACCUUAGCAACGGUCCGUCAAGCUUUCAAACACACAACAAAAUGCUGAAACGGUGUGCCUAUGGGAUCUGCAAAUCGGAUACUAGAUAUCUGAAAAGUUUGGAGGGGGUGUAAUUUUCUUUCCCUUCCCGAAACCCAGAAUGCAAGAAGCGCAAUGUCGGCAAUAGAUUUCGCAGUAUAGCAGACCCCAUGCCAGCUUAAUCCAUCCAAAAUCAACAAAAAUACCUGUCUGCUCCAAGCUGAGCUUGCUACUAGCUAUUAUUGAUAACUAAUACAGCUAACGUAUUAUUACUGUUACUUUUACCCACACAAUGUGCUGAUUUCUUCCUUCAUGUUUUGGUGUUUUCCGGCUACUUCCUGGAUAGUUUUGAAAUGCUUGACGGGCAUAGCAACAGUAACUAAGGGGGGCGGGACUUUGCGAAAGGUCAAUUGCAAUUCUAAUGACUGGCUUUAGAAAAAUCCUCUCCCAAGGAUCGUCCUGUAAUUUUAAAAUGUUGCAUUCUCUUGCCAUUAUAUACUCAGCUGUAUUACUGCAUUUGCCUGUUUUGGUUUUUUUUUUUUACAAGUUUUUUAAAAAUCUCAGAUGUGAAGAAAAAAAAUCUUCCAAUGACAUUGCAAUGGUACUGUAUAUAUUAAUAACAUUAGGAGGAUAUUCAUGACCAAGUG